Vanrija pseudolonga is the source of this 1245-nucleotide messenger RNA. RefSeq lists its product as uncharacterized. The transcript has a single exon. Bases 1 to 1245 code for a protein of 414 amino acids. NCBI's taxonomy places the organism in Eukaryota, Fungi, Basidiomycota, Tremellomycetes, Trichosporonales, Trichosporonaceae. The record is from RefSeq and is a predicted model, not a curated record.
AUGCCUCUCGACCUCACAUCCUUCCCACACCUAGCGGAAGCGAUAGCAGCCGGCGCCGACCGCCGCACGCUGCUAACGCUUCGCGCCGUGUCGCGCGAGUUCCUCGCGCUCGCCGACGCCCGCCUGCUGGCGCACAUCGCGCUGCAGCCCGUCACGCCGGAGCAAUGGCACGCGCUGGGCGGCACCGUGGUCCCGAGGGAGGCUGGCCUGCCCAUCGCGUCCUUCAUGUCUGUCGUGUCGCUCUCGGCCCCGGGGCCGCUGUACCCUCCGAAACUGUACACCAACUGGCUUGACAGCGCGACCGACCUCCCAAUCCUCGACCUCGAGACCCGCGACCUUGGGACCUUUGGCGAUCGGGACGAGAAGCUCUGGGCGGCGGACGGGCCUGCGUCGAGCCUAGAGCUGGACGAACGUGACGCAUGGACUAGCCGCCUAAGACACGUCAAAGUCCUCGACGUGUACGAGGGGAUCGGGCAACGCUGUAUCCAGUGGUGGGUGGACACCUUGCGCGCGCUCGGUGUCGAGCUCGACGCCGUCCGCGUGACCUGUGACAACGGCCCGCAGCCCGACAGCGCCGUGUUCAUGAUGGCACGCGCCGUGCCCACGCUCCCGACACGCACGGUCAUCGCGCUCCCUGGGCCCGAGCCGCCGAGCUACGCGGUCCCAGCCGUGGGGUUCGACACCAUCAUCCAGUGGCUGCCGUGGUCGGACCGGGAGGACAACCUCGUGCCGUACGCCGUGCUAAACGUGGACGGGCUGUAUCCUGCAAGCUUUGACUGGAAGCUCCCGAGCCAGGGCGGCGGAGGCUACGCGAUGGCGCCGACACGGCAUGCGGUGCUCAUCAUGACGCUUGUCCACCCCCUGCCGUGCGAGAACGACCCGGAGUGCUGCGAUGGCGGCGGCGCGGCGUGGUGGGACGUCGGGAUGACCAUUGCCCGCGUGCUAUUCCAUGGCGCGCGGUGCACCCUCGUCGAUUUGGACAAGGUCUCGACGACAUGGUUCCGCGACGAAGGCACAGAGGACGACGUUCGUUUGGCCGAGGACAGACUCCGCCAGACCGUCGAACAUUGCCUGACGGGUGGCGACCACGGCUUGGAGAAACACGGCGAACCGGUCAGCGACGGGGAAGCCCGGCACAUGGUCGAGCGGCUAGAGUUCCUCACGGGCUGGGAGUACGCCCAGACUCUGAGCCCGGCGGUGCGCGGCGCUGUAUGGGAGGGUGUGUGUCCGGUGCCGACGGCGUGA